Molecule: messenger RNA, 4928 nt
Organism: Linum trigynum
Lineage: Eukaryota; Viridiplantae; Streptophyta; Magnoliopsida; Malpighiales; Linaceae
Source: the annotation of a GenBank genome assembly
GGAGUGACAUUUGGACCGAACCAAAGUGAACCGAAUGCACUGUUGAUCCGGUCAUUCGUCCAUAAAAAGUCUCCUACUACUAGAUCGCGAUUCUCAUAAAUUUGAUUCGGUCCGAUAUGGACGGUUGCACACCCCAGUGUAGAUGACCACAACUAGCCAUCAAAAUCUAGUUGGCUUAACCUAACCACGAAAUUGAACCAUAGCUAGCUUGCAUGAGAGUGGGUGGAGUGCGUGCCUAGCCAAAGUUGGGUAAGAGGUUCCAUUGGAAGCAGGCUGGCCUGCGGUUGGUUAGCCACUGGUUCAUUUUCCUUUUUUUAGUCUUUUCUUUUCCCCCUCCACAAAAAGGAUGGAAAAAAACAAAAUUUAAUAAAGGAUCGGGAAAUGAUUUUCUUUUUCAAAAAAAAAAAGUUGAAAACAGUUAAAGAAUGACGUAAUAAUUGAUCAUGGGCCGUCCAUUCUUGACUCCACUCAUCCGACGGCCCACAGACCGCUUCGCUGAGCUCAGCUCGGCUUUCCCACCCCCAGUUUUAUUGUUGUUGUCUGUUUUUUUUUUCCCCAUUUUCAUUUCUAGCUCUAACGCUAGUAUUUGGGACGGCACUCUUUCUCUCUCUAUAUUCCAAUUCUAUUCUGUUUCUUCUUCGUCUUGCCAGAGAAGUGAAGAAGAAGAAGGCAACAAAGGCCCCUGUAAAAAGGCAGGUCGCCAGUCUUUGAAUCAACAGACGAGCGAGAGCUGAAUCUUCCCCUCUCUUCUUUUUCUUUUCUCGCUCAGUUUAUUGGACGACGGAGGAGACCGCCGCCGCCGCGAGGUACUGCUACUAAUACUAACACCUGCGAUUGUGAUCAUUUCCGUUUUGUUUUCCUCUCUCCGAUGAACUCACGGCGGAGGCGGAGUUUCUCUGAGGAUUUCCGUGGAAAUUCUGAACACGGAGAUUGGUGGGGAAUCGGUUUUGGGCGUUUCUGGAAGAUAUGGCGGGGGAGAGCUCCGGGACGUUUUUAUUUAUUUAUUUAAUUUUUUUUAACUUGAUUUAUUUUUGUUUGUGUUUGCGGUCACUCCCAAUUGAAAUUGAGCCUGAAAUGGCGGAGGAAACAGGUGGUAUUUUUAGCGUGUGGAGAACAAUUGAAUGCGAAAUUCGCAAAGUAAAAAAUCGCUUCCUACCCCUUAAAUUACGAAAGCGGAGACGCUUUGCUGCCUUUUUGUUGGGUGUAAGGCGAAGUUUGACCUUCGUUUCAUUCGCUGCAUGUUCAUCCUUUUCCCCUUUCGUUUCCCGCUCCUUUGUAUGAUCAACCGCGAUGCGAUUGUCGUUCGGAAGCCAGGUCUUAAUCAGUCCCACUUUGUGAAUUGAAUAUGGACGUUUUAUGACGAUGAUGAUGAUGAUGCUUACCCUUUUAGUAGAGUUUCCUUCUGUUUCCUCGCCUUGUCAUGUGUAUCCGGUAUUUGGAAUUUUUAGUGGGUUUUGUUUGGAUAUGCUUUUCUUCCCCUUGGAAACCUUUGAUUCCGUUGUUAUGAAUGUUCUGGUGUCAUGGCUUUUUUCUGGUUUGCUGGAAUGAUGUUAUGAAUUAUGAUCAUUUGGGUUCUCUUUUGUUCUGUAUAAGUUUCCUGCUCCAUGAUCGUCUGGUUGAUAAUAAGGGGUGGUCUUUUCCAAAUUUGGAAAGUUGGAACUUUUUGGAAGAUGUUCUGCUCCUCUGAACAAUACUCUUUUUGUAUCGAUCGCUUUUUUGUAGGAAAUACGUGAUUCAUGGAUGAGUACUCUGGUAAGAGAGGGCCUGAUGGCCUCUUGGUCUCCAGGAAAGGAUCUUCGCUUGUUCUACGAGACACUGGCAAUAACAAAGACAAGAAUGGCCAGUUCUGCAGUCGGAUAGGGUGCAGUGGCAGAUUAAACCCUGCAAAAGGUUCUACACAAAUUAACUUUUCUGGCAAACCCCAAUCCUCAAGGGCAUCCAUUCGUCCUUCCUCAAGUGGCAAGGAAAUUGUUGGGAGUUCCUCUAGGACUUAUUCAGCCAUCAGCACUAGGAAAACGUUGCCGGAAUGUCGGAAGAAAUUGUCUUCUCGGGUAGAACCUGAUUCUUCUUCUGAGAGUGGUGGCAUUCAGGAUGACCCUGAUGUUCCAGAACUCGAACCUCCCUCAAGAAAGAUUCAUAAGGGUAACCAGUCCUCUUCUUUAGAAGCUCAUACCGGUGAGACGGCCUCCUCUGCACAACUAGGAAGCUCAAGUUUAGCAUCCAGUACUAUGUCCCAUGGGGAUUUUCAUCAGAGGUCAAUAUUAGGCCAUCCACAGACUCUAGCAAGCUCUUCUAGUUCACUGUCACUGAAGAACACAGUACAAGGAAGACGCUCAAAUGUGGGAAGGAAUGGUCUGAGAAAUUUUAGGUGCAAUUCAGUAUCGGAUGUAGUCUCAGGUUCAUCAUCAUCUUCAGACUCGAGCCUUAACAAAAGAAAGGACCCAGUGAAGAAAAGAGUCUGUCAUGCAGAGAGUAGUAGUUCCUCUGCCAGGGGUAAAAAGAUGGCUAACUCACUUCCAGAAGGGCGGAUUUCUACUCCUACUUCAGGCAUUUCCAUUUCGGAUUCUAGAAGAGCCAGAACUGUGCCUCCUAUUAGGGAUAAUCCGGUGUCAUCUGUUAGGACUAGAAGAUCAGUAACUGGUUUCAAUUACAAUAGACCUCAAGGGGCUAGAAACAAUUUAUCUCUCACUGAAGCGCAUGCUUUGGUCCCGCAAAUUCCGCAGCAUGACAUGAGUAUUGACCUCAGUAGCCCUACUACUUCAUCACAUCAGUUCUUAAUGGAACCUUCCCUAGGUCACCCUUCAUUUAGUCGACCUGGUAGCAGCAGUGCAAGUUCAAGGGGUAUUAGGCCAUCUAGUCCUACUGCAGAUAUCAGCAACAUGAGAUCCUUUCUAAACAGGGAGAAUUUCAGACGCUACAACAUGGAUGGAGUUGCUGAGGUACUGUUGGCACUUGAGAGGAUUGAACAGGAUGAAGAGCUCACAUAUGAGCAAUUGCUUGUUCUGGAGACCAACUUGUUCCUUAGCGGGCUGAACUUCCACGACCAGCACCGUGAUAUGCGGCUGGACAUAGAUAACAUGUCUUACGAGGAAUUGUUAGCUUUGGAAGAGAGAAUGGGUAAUGUGAGCACAGCAGUGAAGGAGGACGAAUUGUCAGAUUGCCUGAAGACUAGCAUCUAUCAGUUGGUAUCCAUGGAGCGCUCAUCUAGGAACCCUGGCGCGGAUAGGGAGGAUAUUAAAUGCAGCAUUUGCCAGGAGGAGUAUGGCGAUGGAGAUGAACUGGGGCGGUUACGAUGUGAGCACGAGUAUCAUUUGAACUGCAUACAUCAAUGGUUGAGGCUGAAGAACUGGUGCCCAGUCUGUAAGUCAGCAGCAGUAGUGCCCACCGAGCUCGCAUCAUCUCCUUUGUCUCCCUCGUCGUCAUUACUUUGAUGGUUCUUGAUGACAUUUCUUCAUUUUGUACAAAAAUUUCAUGUUUCGGGUCGCUUCCUUCUCCCCCUCUCCACUCUUCUUGAAGAAGAUUUCAAGUUUUUUUUUCUCUUUGGUUUUUGGUUUCUGGGUUUUGUGUACAUAGAGGAUAUAAUGGUGAUUUUGAUAGAAAAGACUAAUAAGUUGUGGCAACUCAUUGCCUCAACAUUGAUAUAAUGAAAAAGAAAAUAUCUUGUGACUAAGAAAGAAAGCUUGUCAAUGGAAAUCCUUCAGAUUUUGCUUGAUUCCUUCACAAAUGUUUAGGGUAUAAUUGGGGUUUGUUUAAGGAAAUGAUUGUAGUUGGUAACUUGUUUGACCGGAUUACGUCUUGAUUCUCGUAAUGCAAAUCGGCUACUCCAAAUACUGAUUUUUUGUCCAGCCAAUUUUGAGUUGGUCAUUUGUGACAGACAUGGAUUUCACGCAAACAUUUGAUUAAAAUAUAAGCACAACAGAAAAUAAGAAGAAAAUAAACGGAGUAGAGAGAAGAUAUGUACUUUUGACUAUUGUCUUCAGAAGUCAGUAGACAUAAAAACCACACGUGAAACAUGGGAUCUACAUGUGUGUUAGAACACGUGGGAUAUAUCAAAACACGAUCACGUCAUUCGAUCUAUCCUAGAUUCUUACAGUCACCAGGAGUAGUGGAUUGGUGCUUUCUCAGACACUGCACUUUCAGUAAUGUCGUACCAGAAAGCUACAAGCAAUCAUGCUAGAUUACUAGGCCUAAUUCAUAGUAAGAUUGCUAAAACAACCUCCAGAGGCAAAGCUAACUAUUGUUUGAUUGCCUGCUGCUGUUGCUAAUAAAGAGGGUUUCUUGCAGCUGAGACUUCUGCAGGUUUCCUUUUUUGUACACUGAUUGCUGCUUCUUGUUGAUACCCUCUUGAUUCAAAGAUUAAAACACUCCCGAAAAGAAACAAUUCGACACGCAAGCGCAUAGUGUAGGCAAUUUCUGAACACCGAACAAUGGUUAAUACUUUUUAGUGUCAGUAAGUAGAACUUACAUCUGGGCAUAUCUAGGAAAAUCUCAGAACAAUGAUUUCCCAGGGAAGAUAGCCAAAAUGGAGGGAAAAUAUCCUGUUACCGGAGACACAACGAGCUACGAGCCGGUACCCAUAAUGGUCGCAUGACCAGUAUUAGCACAACUGAAUCCAGGAGAAGAUUCCUUAUGUACAGCACCUGCAAUUCUCUUUUCCCUAACGAGUAUUACUACUGCAAGAUCGAACUACAAAGUCUGAACCUGUAAGCCAGCUCUUCAAUCAAUAUGCAUGAUAAAGAUUUCAUCUUGUCUAGAAGAAAUCUCCACAAUUCAAUCUAAGCUUCUGAAAGUCAGAGAGAGCAAGAGCUGGAUGCCAAAUCAAUUCUGAAGCACACAUGAGCUAAUUUUGACAAGACUUUUAUGGUGGUUAAAAGAAGAAAAAGGUGGGCACAGAGUGCGGAUGCGGCCAAUACAAUGAACCAAACACU